UACCUCAUGUGUAUUAAAGGCUGUUAGCGUUGCAAUUAUUUCCAGUAUCGUAGCAGUUUUCAUAUGCUAAUAAAUGAUAUGACAAGUUUCCACAUGAAAACAAUUGGGAUUUGUGUUCUGUUCUCUUUCACAAGCUUUACAACUGCAGUUGAGUGGCCAUUUGGAACAUACACAUUAGUGAAACCAAAAUCUGGCUGUCCUCGAGGUUGGCUGGAGGGUUGGCGCCAUCAGGACACUGAGGAUUCUAGGGCCGCCAAUAGUAUUACCCCGGGUCACCACUUCGCAGGAACUUUUGGGAGAAAUAUGAAGUUCUAUUAUUGUACGAAAGACCCAAACACUGGGAUGAACGGGGGCUUAUGGCCAGCAGGAAACUACUGCAUAUUACAACAUGGACUGUCCUGUCCCAUGGGAUUUCAACCUGGCACUGUACAUUGGGAUGACGAGGAUUCGCGCAACAAGAACUCCUAUGGUGGUGUAUUACCAUCGGGUUCCUAUGGAAGAAACACUGACAUAAAUUACUGCUGUCGAGGUGAUGGUUCAUACACCAAAAUGAUUCUGCUGCCAACUUCUCAGCCGUUUUAUCUGCUAAGAUUUUCUUCCCCUUGUCAAUUGGUAAAAGGGAUGUACGUGAGAGAAGAAAAUGUGCACUUUGAUGACGAAGACAGCAAUAACAAAAACUCAGCCUCUGGGAAACACCCCAUGGGGACCGGCAACGUACGGAACCAAAAUCUAAUGUAUUGUUACUACUCGCCAUUGUAAACUUAUCAAUAAUUAUAAAAAAGAUAUACUA
Magallana angulata is the source of this 790-nucleotide messenger RNA. RefSeq lists its product as uncharacterized. Gene Ontology annotation, cellular component: membrane. The record is from RefSeq and is a predicted model, not a curated record. The transcript is spliced from 6 exons. NCBI's taxonomy places the organism in Eukaryota, Metazoa, Mollusca, Bivalvia, Ostreida, Ostreidae. Bases 64 to 759 code for a protein of 231 amino acids. Gene Ontology annotation, molecular function: wide pore channel activity.